Microthlaspi erraticum is the source of this 828-nucleotide messenger RNA. The record is from the annotation of a GenBank genome assembly. Lineage: Eukaryota; Viridiplantae; Streptophyta; Magnoliopsida; Brassicales; Brassicaceae.
AUGAACGGUGGAGGAAAUGUGGUCUGCGUCACCGGAGCUUCCGGUUACAUAGCUUCUUGGAUUGUUAAGCUUUUGCUCCUCCAAGGCUACACCGUUAGGGCCACAGUUCGAAACCCAACGGACGCGAAGAAAACAGAACAUCUUCUUGCACUUGACGGUGCAAAAGAAAGACUCAAAUUGUUCAAAGCAGAUCUUUUGGAAGAAUGUUCCUUCGAGGAAGCUAUUAAAGGUUGUGACGCUGUCUUCCAUACCGCUUCUCCGGUUAAAUUCGACGUCAAGGAUCCUCAGACUGAGCUGAUUGAUCCAGCCCUAAAGGGUAUUAUGAAUGUCCUUAAUACAUGCAAAAGAGCUCCCUCUGUCAAAAGGGUAAUUGUAACGUCGUCCACGUCUGCGGUUUGUGUUCGUCAAUUGGAGUCAACCGAUGUCGUGGACGAGACUUUCUUCUCUGAUCCAAGUUUAUGCACGAAGAUGAAGUUAUGGUAUCCGCUUGCCAAGACUUUGGCAGAGAAUGCAGCCUGGAAAUUUGCCAAAGAAAAUGGACUCGACAUGGUCGUGAUGAAUCCAGGAUUUAUAAUCGGACCACUUUUGCAACCAACUCUUAAUUUCUCGGUAGAAAUUAUUGUGGAUAUCAUGAAUGGUAAGAACCCUUUCAAUAGUAGUCACUACAAGUUCGUGGACGUGAGAGAUGUUGCUUUGGCUCAUGUCAAAGCAUUGGAGACUCCGUCAGCCAAUGGCAGAUAUAUUAUGGAUGGUCCAAGUAUGAAGACACACGACAUUAAAGAGAUUUUGCUUGAAUCAUUUCCAGAUUUGUGUCUUGCUAACACGUGA